AUGACGGAAAGCAAUCCCACCACGCCUGAGGACGCCGCGGCUGCACGAGCAGCAGAGCAGGCCCGCAUUCGCAAAGAGCGGCGCGAGGCCAAAAUCAGAGCAGGUGGCAGCGCUCGCCUGAACAAGAUCACUGGAUUGGGAGGAGGCAUUCAGAGAGAUCCCCCGUCCACUCCACCCUCACAACCACAGCCGACAUCUGAGGCGGCAGGAGACUCCGCAGCAGGCACACCACAGCAUGCAGACCCGGACGAGGUCGACAUCUCGCAACACUACUAUACACCCCGAGCCACCAGCCGCUCCCCAGCGGCUGCCACGCCGCCUCUAGACCAAAGCAACAUAACGGAGGCCCAGAUGCGAGAGAUGAUGCUGGGCUUCGAGCGUCCGGGCGCAAACCCCUUUUUCGAUCCCGCAAUGGGCGGUGCUACAGGCGGGGCCGGAGCCGAGGAGGAUCCCAUGAUGAAGCUCCUAUCCCAAAUGAUGUCCGGCGCAGGAGGCGGACCCGGUGGUGCAGGCGGGCCCUUCGGCGCAGGCAACCCCUUCGCACAGGCUGGAGCAUUCGGCGCAGCACCAGGCCAACCAGCGGCGCCCGCCACGCCAGACCGGUACGCCUCCAUCUGGCGCCUCGUGCACUUUGUCAUCGCCUUGGGCCUGGGCCUGUACAUCGCCGUCUUCACGACCUUCUCCGGCACCAAGAUCGAGCGGGAGCGGGCGGCCUUCGAGUCGACCACCGCGGGCAUCCGGCACGAGGACGAGGACAGCGUGCGGCGGUACUUCUUCUGGGCGUUCGCCACCGCCGAGACGGUGCUGCUGACGAGCCGCUUCUUCCUGGACCGCGGGCGCGCCCCGCCCUCGGGCAUGCUGUGGACCAUCGCGGGGUUCCUGCCGGAGCCAUUCAAGGGGUAUCUCGGCAUCGGGCUGCGGUACAGCCAGAUCUUCAGCACGGUGAGGUCAGACAUGCUUGUGUGCGUGUUCGUGCUGGGGGUGUGUCACCUGCUGAGAGCGACGUAA
Phaeoacremonium minimum UCRPA7 is the source of this 1008-nucleotide messenger RNA. Its product is annotated as putative sad1 interacting factor 1 protein. The coding region runs from base 1 to 1008 and encodes 335 amino acids. The transcript has 2 exons. The record is from RefSeq and is a predicted model, not a curated record. Gene Ontology annotation, biological process: retrograde vesicle-mediated transport, Golgi to endoplasmic reticulum. Lineage: Eukaryota; Fungi; Ascomycota; Sordariomycetes; Togniniales; Togniniaceae.